AGUGAAAGCGGACCGACUACAUCUUCAACGCUGGGGCGGGGUGCGCGGGAGGACGACGCUACCCGUACUAGCAAAUCUGUUGAACAAACAGAGCAGAGUCAGAGACCAGUAGUCGCGCCCAGCAAGCCUAGUGAUAAUCAUUUUAUCCGUCCAGUGUCUGGUGUCAGAACAAAAUCAUCUGUGCCUGUUCC
Messenger RNA from Amoebophrya sp. A25, 191 nucleotides. The record is from the annotation of a GenBank genome assembly. NCBI's taxonomy places the organism in Eukaryota, Dinophyceae, Syndiniales, Amoebophryaceae.